Molecule: messenger RNA, 1314 nt
Organism: Macroventuria anomochaeta
Lineage: Eukaryota; Fungi; Ascomycota; Dothideomycetes; Pleosporales; Didymellaceae
Exons: 2
Coding region: 102-1262 (386 amino acids)
Biological process (GO): proteolysis; protein localization to cell surface; attachment of GPI anchor to protein
Cellular component (GO): GPI-anchor transamidase complex
Molecular function (GO): GPI-anchor transamidase activity
Source: RefSeq, a predicted model, not a curated record
AUCGCGGGCUGCCGUUCAGAGACAUUGUCUGGCGCGUUUGCUCUUCUCUCGACGCUCCUUCAGCUAACACUUUUCCAUUGGCGAGGCUUCUUCGACCCAACAUGAGGCUCUCCAGCGCCCUCCUCCCGCUCCUGGCGGCGCCCUUCGCCGCAGCGGAGCACACAUCCAACUGGGCCGUACUUGUAGGGACAUCACGCUUCUGGUUCAACUACCGCCACCUCGCCAACGUCCUGUCGCUGUACCGUACAGUCAAGCGCCUCGGCAUUCCCGACUCGCAGAUUAUCCUUAUGCUGCCCGACGAUAUGGCCUGCAACCCGCGCAACGCUUUCCCAGGAGCCGUGUUCAAUAAUGCUGACCGCGCCCUCGAUCUGUAUGGAGACAACAUCGAGGUGGAUUACAGAGGGUAUGAAGUCACAGUGGAGAACUUCAUCCGGCUCAUGACAGAUCGCUGGGGCGAGGACACCCCCCGCAGCAAGAGGUUGAUGACAGAUGAGCGGAGUAACAUCUUGGUCUACAUGACAGGACAUGGCGGCAACGAAUUCCUGAAGUUCCAAGACGCGGAAGAAAUCAGUGCUUUCGACCUGGCCGACGCGUUCGGUCAGAUGUGGGAGAAGAAACGCUACCAUGAGAUGCUCUUCAUGAUCGACACCUGCCAAGCAAACACCAUGUAUUCGAAAUUCUACUCCCCCAACAUCCUCGCCACCGGCUCCUCCGAGAUCGACCAAUCCUCUUACUCGCACCACGCCGAUCAAGAUGUCGGCGUCGCCGUCAUCGACCGCUACACAUACUACAACCUCGAGUUCCUCGAGACACAAGUCCGCGACCCGACAUCGAAGCUUACAAUGGGUGAUCUGUUCGACAGCUACGACGAGGAGAAAAUCCACUCGCACCCGGGCAUACGUUACGAUCUGUUUGAGGGCGGCGAGCAGUCGGCGAGGAAUAGACUCGUCAUGGAUUUCUUCGGCAAUGUGCAGAACGUGGAGGUCGAGGGUGAGAAGAGGAAUGAGACACAGUGGAGGCGGGAGCUGGAGGCUAUCGAGAAGAUGAUCCUUGAGGCGAAGAGGAGACACAAUGAGAGCUUGAGCGUGCACCCACAGGCGCAGCAUAUUGUUGAAGAAGCAAAGCCGGCUCAGAAUUUAAAGAGGCAGGGUGCGGCAAUGAUACAGGAGGAACAGAGCUGGUCGAAGCAGAUCGUGGGUGCUGCGGCACUGGUUGGCUGUGCUGUAGCCUGGGCCGCAGGAAGCUGGCUGGAAUCACAAUGAGAUGGCAGAAGAUCGUGUCUGUGUUGUUAUUUGCUAUAUACCCCUAAGCAAC